AUGCAGUUUCUCCAACCUUAAUAUGUAGUUCCUUAACAACCCCAAUAUUGUUAAUAACCAAUCGUUCUAAAAACUGAAGAAUUGAGACCUGUUUAACAAUUACAUCAUUAGUCUAGGGAAAGAGAAAAAGAGAAUUUAAAUCCAAAAGCAUUUCAAUCUGGAAGGCUAUUGAGUCAACAUGAUACUCCAUAACAUUCACAAAGAUCUCUGUAAUAAAUCCCUGUUGGAGCCUUUUCAUCUUAGACUUCAACUGAAGCUCAGGUAAAACAAUUGAGAGAAGAGAUGCUCAAGAUGUUUGAAUUUUCUCGAAAAGAUUUUGAAUUAGUUAAAACCGAGUUGGAGCAAUCUAAACAGGAAUUAGUUGAAUAAAAAAAAAUGAAUAAAACAUUUGUAGCUUAAAUUGAAGGAUUAAAUUAGUAAUUAGUAUAAGAAUAGGAAAAAACAAAAUAGCUAAAACAUGAAAUUGAGGAAUUAUAGAAAACAUAAGGACAAUAAAUUAGUGAGCUGGCCCGUUAUUCUGAAAUAAAAUAAGAAAUUAUUGUAGAAAUAAAAGAGUAUUUUGAUACUUAACUUAAAUUACAAAGCACUUAAUAAUAACCUUAACCAUAACAGUAAAUUACAUUAGACACUUAUGAUACUUAUAUCAAAAAAUACGAAUAGUUUAAUAAAUAAGUCAAUGAUUAUUUACUUAAUAGAAAAUUGCCUGAUAAUUAAUAUAAUGAUACAAUAGAAUAAGAUAAUAGUAAUUUAAUGAAGGAUAAAGAAUCACCAGUUAGAUUUUUGAAUUAAGAAGAUUAGCAGAUUAUUCUUACCAAAGAAGAUAUGGAUAGAUAUAAAAUGUCAAUAAUCCAUGAAAAUGAAAAUGAGGAGGAUGAAAUAAUUUAUUAAGUCGAUGAAAAUGGUUAUGUUAUGAAUUAAGAUGGUAAUCAUUUAGUAGAUAAUUAUGGCAGAUUGAUUUAAUUGUCAGAGAAGGAUAUUGAAUAUUUUAAGAGCAAAAACUAAUUAGAUGAAAUUAAAUGA
Molecule: messenger RNA, 1020 nt
Organism: Paramecium tetraurelia
Lineage: Eukaryota; Ciliophora; Oligohymenophorea; Peniculida; Parameciidae
Exons: 2
Source: RefSeq, a predicted model, not a curated record